GACAAGUCCUUCAACAUGGCCUCCUGCUGGUAAACAAUAACAGGUGAGCUCGCAGCGUAUGCGGGAUGUUUACAAAGUUGGCCGGCUACCGCAGCGGAAGAAAAACAAGCGGUUUUAUAAAUUAUUGAUGGACUACGGGGUGGCCAAGUACCCAGGUGUUGGGGAAGGUUCGUUGGAACAGUUCCCUGCCCUGGCCCCCGGCCAGGACUACAGCUUCCUCCAGAAUGUGCUCGUGGACGGUGGCAGCCAGUUCGGCGUGUCGGCGCUCGCGUUUGACUCCCAGGAAGAGCUGCUCUGGAUGGGAAACUCCGGGGGUCAUGUAACGUCUUACUACACGUCUGAGCUCCAGAAGUACACGUCUUUCCAAGUCCACGCCACCAACGAGGUUAGGCAGCUGAGCACCGUGGAUGCGGGGGUGUUGUCCCUUACCAGCAACACUGUGCGUCUCAACAACCGGCGGGGACUCAUUGUGUUUCAUCACAGCUCUGAAGAGAUGGAGGACAUGCACUGCAUGACGCUGUCUCCUUCUGGCUCGCUUCUGAUGGGAGGCAACCAGCCGAGCCUCAUUGAGCUCGACCUGUCCAGAGGUGACCACAAGGUGGUCACCGACGUAGGGGAGAAUGGCUGCGCCGUCAUUCGACGCCACCCCAGGUUCAUCUGCUGCGCCGACUUCAACGGGAAGGUCACGCUAAGGGACCCCAACACGUUUAAUGUGGAGUACACUCUGGAAUCUCUUUCGGGUACCGGGGUCCUGUCGGAUUUCGAUGUACUUGGCAAUAUGGUUGUCACUUGCGGAUUUACAAACAGGCAUGGGGCACUCACGGUGGACAUGUUCAUCAAGGUGUACGACCUGCGUGUAAUGAGGGCGGUGGCCCCCAUCCAGAUGAUGUUCCCGCCCUCUCUUCUACGCUUUGUCCCUGCCUUCACGUCCCGCCUCUUUGUGGUUUCCCAGACAGGGCAGUUCCAGUUGGUGGACACGAGCAUAACGACCCAGUCCUCCUACAUCUACCAGUUGGAGACGGGGGGUGCUGGGGUGCACGCAUUUGACACCUCGUCGUCUUGCCAGGCGCUUGCCUUCGGAGAUGUUGCUGGUUACCUUCACCUGUAUGGAGCCAGCUCACACGUCAACUUCAACAACUUUAGCAAUCCGACAGAAUUUGCAGAUCCGGAGGAACCGCACCACCCCAUUGACAUAAACGAUCCCAUCGCCCCACUGUCCACCAUUCCGAUGCCCUACUGCAGUGGAAAGCUGCUCUCCGACCUUCCCAAGGAGUUCACGAAAUAUGUGUAUAGGAGAUCCCUGCCCAUAGACCAAGUGAUCCUGAACACGAUGAAGAUGGUUGGCUCCGUGGGCUAUGCCCCCAACCCGGGCCUGUGGAAGCGUAACGAGGUACGCUACCCUCAAGAAACGCACCACCGUCGAUCCAAGGAAACUCGUGAAGACAUGGACAUGAUUCCACAGUGGUACAAAAAGAUAGACGUCAAGUAUUCCAAGAUGGGCAUAGAGGACUUUGACUUCAACCUCUACAACAGAACAUGCUUUGCGGGACUAGAGACAAACCUGCCAAAUGCAUACUGCAACAACAUGAUCCAGGUGUUGUACUUCACGGAUCCUCUGAGGUGUGCUGUCAUCAACCACAUCUGCCAGCGGGAAUUUUGCCUGGCCUGCGAGCUUGGCUUUCUCUUCCACAUGCUGGACACGGCACAGGGCAUUCCUUGCCAAGCCAGCAACUUCUUGCGGGCGUUCCGGACGAUACCCGAAGCUUCGGCCCUGGGUUUGAUCCUGUCCGACUCAGACGAGGCCCGCAAAAAAGUCAACUUCCCACGUCUCGUUCAGAGCUGGACGCGCUUCGUCCUGCAGCAAAUACAUUCCGAGACUCAGGAGGCCCCAGAAGAUGACAUGCAGAAAUCGGAGAAAUCGAGCGAGCUUGGCAGUGAGCUGAGCAAGCUGUACGGCUGGACGCUGCUCAACUCCAAUCAGUGCCGCUGCGGCAACGUCAGGGAGAAGGAGUCGACUACCCUGCUCUGUUCCCUCGUCUACCCUGACCCACUGCCACCUGUUCCAGAGAAGGUCACGCCGCAGUAUUCGUUCACGGAGAUCCUGGAGAGGAGCCUCUGCUUGGAGAGCACCAUGCCCGCCUGGUGCGACAAGUGUGAGAAGUAUCAGCCCACGCUCCAAAGCAAGCGACUGAGGUCCCUCCCUGACAUAUUGACCAUCAGUUCGGGGCUGGAGAACCAACAGGACCUCAAUUUUUGGCAGACCCAGAUUGAGAUGUUUGGCAACAAGGACAGUAAGCCCAUGGCCUUCAGCUCGGCCCCCGUGCCAAAGCGCUGUCGCUAUGGCAACUGCUGCACCCGGGCGGGCUGCAAGUUCUUCCACGACAAGGACAAGGGAAAAAAGUACGUUAUUUUCAAGACGGACACAGACUCGAGUUCCCGCACGGCCUGCUCAUGGCUUCCCUUAUCCGUUCACAUCAAACUCAACGAAGAUGGAACAGUGGCCAUUUCACGCUCUGACUGUAAGGUGGAGCCAGCUCCCGAGACAAAGGUGGCAACGGAACAGCCUUCGAAGCGUCGGGAGAAGAAACUCAUGGGCAGCGCACCGGAGAUGGACAGUGGGGACUCCGGGGUGCUCUACGAGCUGACGGCGGUGGUGUCCGUGGUGAACAACACGCGCACCAACAUUGUGAGCUGCGUUCGAGUGGGGCCCUCGUACCACCUGCACCACCAGGGCGGUGCCGCCAGCCAGUGGUACCUUUUCAACGACUUCACCAUCGUCCCCAUCUCGCCGGAAGAGGCAGUGUGGCUUCCCCUCGACUGGAAGCUCCCAUGCGUCCUCUACUACAGCUGCGUCGACCUGGCCUCCAAACACCGGACAACAGUCAAGACGCCCCUGACGGUGGACGUGUUCCUGCAAGACAUGUCCCUGGCUUCUGAUGGUGGGCGCCGCCAUGUCACCUUUCAGCCCCUCACUGCCAACGAGAUUCUGAGGCGGGGCGACAUCGUGGCCAUGGACGCCGAGUUUGUCACCCUCAACCAGGAAGAAGCGGAGAUUCGGAGCGACGGGACACGGUCCACGAUCCGUCCUUCACACAUGUCCGUCGCUCGCAUAUCCUGCCUUCGAGGUCAGGGCUCUCUCGAAGGCGUGCCCUUCAUAGACGACUACAUUGCAACUCAAGAACAGGUGGUUGAUUAUUUGACGCAGUUCUCGGGCAUCCAGCCGGGUGACUUGGACGUGACCAUUUCGUCCAAGCACCUCACGACCUUGAAGGCCACCUACCAGAAGCUGCGCUACCUCAUGGACGAAGGGGUCAUAUUCGUUGGUCACGGCCUCAAGAACGACUUCAGGGUCAUCAAUCUCGUGGUACCUCCUGAACAGGUGAUAGACACUGUGCUCCUUUUCCAACUGCCCAACAAAAGGAUGGUGUCGUUACGGUUCUUGGCUUGGCAUUUCUUAGGCCUCAAGAUCCAGUCGAAGAUGCACGACUCCAUCGAAGAUGCCAAGACAGCGCUUCGCUUGUACCGGAAGUACCAACAGCUCGAGAAAGAUGGCAAGGUGAUAGAAGCCCUGAAGGAAAUGUACGAGGCCGGCAGGAAUCUGUCCUGGAAAGUACCUGGCACAGAAGAGGAAUGACAAAACGACUUUUGGGGACACUGGUGUUGGUAGUGGGGUGGGAAAACCCUUGCAUGCAGUUUACUGUCAACAGUACUACCUCUGUUCAACUUCUCGCAAGCCACACCCAGUGGUACGAAGGCUGCAGAACAUAAUGCAUGCAUCAUGGAAGAGGUUACAACAGAACAUAUCUGACUUCUGCCAGCUGGAAAGUUCGGAGAUGCACAGAGACUGGUUUCUAGAUAGAGUUGGCCCACUGUGGACUGAAACAACCUGUGAGUUCACUGCGUCGCAUUUAAUAACUGCUCCCGAAGCAGGCGAAAAAGAAUAAACCAUGUUUUAUUUUGUUA
Molecule: messenger RNA, 3963 nt
Organism: Ixodes scapularis (black-legged tick)
Lineage: Eukaryota; Metazoa; Arthropoda; Arachnida; Ixodida; Ixodidae
Gene: PAN2
Product: PAN2-PAN3 deadenylation complex catalytic subunit PAN2
Exons: 27
Coding region: 59-3634 (1191 amino acids)
Biological process (GO): mRNA processing; nuclear-transcribed mRNA poly(A) tail shortening
Cellular component (GO): PAN complex; P-body
Molecular function (GO): nucleic acid binding; protein binding; poly(A)-specific ribonuclease activity
Source: RefSeq, a predicted model, not a curated record